ACUGCUGGACGGAAGUUUCUGUCGAGAGUCGAGCUGGAACGCACGGAGGAGGCGGGUGUGCGUUCCACGGCGGCCAUUUUGGAAACUUAAGCUUCCGGACCCAGGAGACACCGUGACCCCAGGCAGCCGGUACCAGCGCUAUGCUCCUCUCGGCGCUAAACUGAUUAACAUGACCCAUGAUGUUAUGGCGUGGGUUGUGUAAAGGAGGAAUCCAGCUAUGCACUCCAGGAGCUCAACGCUUGGCUGGAACUUAUACACGCUCAGAUGUGAAGGACCACUACAAGGUAUUGGGCGUUGGCAGGAAGGCCACAAGCGAGGAAAUUAAGAAUGCUUUUUUCGCCCAGUCAAAGAAGUGCCAUCCUGAUAGCGAUCCCUCGAACCCUCUUCUGCAUGCCCAGUUUGUGCGCCUUAACGAAGCGUAUAAGGUGUUGAGCAAAGAUUCCUCUCGCAGAGAUUAUGACCAGAUUUUGGAGGCAAUACAGAGAGGAUUCUGGGAUUCUUCAAACAGCACCCAAAAUACCGCCUCCAGCAGAGGCCAGAACUGGAAGCAAACUUAUAACAAAGACCAGGGAUCCUUUUACAGCUCUGCAUCAAAAGAUAGUGAACGGUACUGGUCCCAGUUUCCUCCAAGGGGAAAGUGGAAAGAGUCUGUUCACGAGCAGGAGCAGCGCAAUAGAUACCUGGUUUUAUAUUGCAUUUUCUUGGCUACCGCAAGCAUUCUUGUACACUACGAGUUUUACAGCAAGAUAAGAGAAAAUCGCCAAAAGGAAAUGAAUGAACAGCAGCAGAGACUUAUGAACUUCUACAGUGAGAGGAGAGAGAAAUCCAAGGCUAAUGGAAACCACAAACAGCAAGAGAUUCUGAUGCAGAAACAUGAAGAGCGGCUCAGAAAAUUAUAUGGCUACAGUCUUGAAGAUGAUGAAGCUAAGAAAUAAGGAGAAAUGUCUCCAGAGAUUUAUGUGACAAUUUCUAAAAGUCAAUCUAACAUUUAGUAUAAAACAAUAUAAAGUUUAUGGUGUAAAUAAAAAUCUAUAAAAAUAUAAAA
Pseudophryne corroboree (corroboree frog) is the source of this 1045-nucleotide messenger RNA. It is a transcript of the gene DNAJC4, whose product is annotated as DnaJ heat shock protein family (Hsp40) member C4. Bases 177 to 935 code for a protein of 252 amino acids. The record is from RefSeq and is a predicted model, not a curated record. The transcript is spliced from 7 exons. Lineage: Eukaryota; Metazoa; Chordata; Amphibia; Anura; Myobatrachidae.